AUGGUAAACUCUUCAGCUUUGUCUGGCAAUGGCACCGAACCCCGAGAGAACUUGUACCAAAGCAAGUUUGUUUACAUUGCUGGCAUCGCAGAGAUGGUUGUUGUGAUAUUGCUAAUUUUAUGUUUCUGCAUCUUCAUUUGCUUUAACGCAUUGAUUCUCAAUGUCUACUUCACCACUCCGCACAUUCAAGAACAUGCCCGCUAUGUGCUCUUUGUUCACAUGCUUAUUACUGAUAUAUUAUAUCUAAUAGCAUCAAUCAGUCUGUUUCUGGCUGCGCUUUAUGCAGUAUACAUCACUGUGCCCAUCUGCUACCCCAUACUCAACCUUGCAGCUUUGACAUUCAGGAUAACGGCAUGCAACUUGGCAAUCAUGGCUCUGGAACGAUAUGUAGCCAUCUGUUAUCCACUUAGACAUUUUCAGUUUUGCAAUGCCCAUCGAGCUAACACUUCAAUAAUCCUGAUGUGGGUUGUCGGGGUCGUGCCCAAUGUAGCUGACUUCUUUGCCAUGCAAUCCACAGUCGAGCAAUAUUUUUUUUUUCGCAAUGUAAGAUGUAACCUUUCUAUUUUAUCAGUAAAUUCAUUGCAAAACACCAUAAGGACUCUUACCUUUAUUUCCACCUUCACUCUAGUGGCAUUGACCAUUGUUUUCACAUACAUAAAGGUUAUGCAAGUUGCCAAGAAAGUUGGCUCAGGGACAUCUAACGCUUCCAAAGCUGGUAGAACUGUCAUGAUGCACGCCAUUCAGCUCUUGUUGUGCAUGACUGCCUUCAUCUCUACAGUUUCAGAGACCUACCUAAGAGAUUCUCCUGCCAUCUUGCUUACAUUAAACUUCCUGCUUUUUACAUGUUUGCCAAGGUUUCUAAGUCCGGUGAUCUACGGAGUAAGAGAUGAAGUGUUCCAUAAAUAUAUUAGAAAAUUCUGCUAUUUCAACCUUUAA
Molecule: messenger RNA, 936 nt
Organism: Pelobates fuscus (common spadefoot toad)
Lineage: Eukaryota; Metazoa; Chordata; Amphibia; Anura; Pelobatidae
Product: odorant receptor 131-2-like
Exons: 1
Coding region: 1-936 (311 amino acids)
Biological process (GO): detection of chemical stimulus involved in sensory perception of smell; G protein-coupled receptor signaling pathway
Cellular component (GO): membrane
Molecular function (GO): odorant binding; G protein-coupled receptor activity; olfactory receptor activity
Source: RefSeq, a predicted model, not a curated record